AUGGGGUUGACAGAAGUCAUCGCGGUUAUGAUUGGUCCAGUGGGCAUGCUCGUCGCUGUGGUUAUAGUUACCAUGGUAGUUAAGCUGGUUACAACUGUUUUAGUAGUUAAAGGUGUUAUAGUUAUCAUAGUGGUUACAACUGUUUUAGUAGUUAUAGAUGUUAUAGUUAUCAUAGUGGUUACAACUGUUUUAGUAGGUAUAGGUGUUAUAGUUAUCAUAGUGGUUACAACUGUUUUAGUAGUUAUAGGUGUUAUAGCUAUCAUAGUGGUUACAACUGUUUUAGUAGGUAUAGGUGUUAUAUUUAUCAUAGUGGUUACAACUGUUUUAGUAGUUAUAGGUGCUAUAGUUAUCAUAGUGGUUACAGCUGGUACACUGGAUAUAUCUACCACAGGUGUUAUAGUUGUCAGGGGGGGUCCCAUCAGCCAGCGGGGGGGCAGCGUUGUCUUCGCCGCCAUUAACCGCCUGAUAGCAGAAGGAAGUGUGAAGGCAUAG
This is a messenger RNA of Penaeus chinensis, 492 nucleotides long. RefSeq lists its product as uncharacterized. Bases 1 to 492 code for a protein of 163 amino acids. The record is from RefSeq and is a predicted model, not a curated record. The transcript is spliced from 4 exons. Lineage: Eukaryota; Metazoa; Arthropoda; Malacostraca; Decapoda; Penaeidae.